This is a messenger RNA of Momordica charantia (bitter melon), 2652 nucleotides long. Its product is annotated as Phosphoribulokinase / Uridine kinase family. NCBI's taxonomy places the organism in Eukaryota, Viridiplantae, Streptophyta, Magnoliopsida, Cucurbitales, Cucurbitaceae. The record is from RefSeq and is a predicted model, not a curated record. Gene Ontology annotation, molecular function: kinase activity; ATP binding.
GCCAACGCGAAACUUCCAAACCGUUUAUCGUUGUAGCUUUUCGUCGGGUUCCAUCAUCUCCCCAAUUCUGUUGACUGUUCUUCUACAGUCAUUACAGUCCACCGUAAUCCAGUGGCAAGCUUCUAAUUCCCAACGAUUGUGAAGUUUGGUAAUGAUUCUCUCUCUUCCUUCUUUCGAUUUUUUUACCCGCGUUUGGGUUUUGCGACGGCCUCUCGCACUCGCACAUGGGGGUAAAGACGUUCGCCCCGCCCCACACGCAGCGAGGGAAAAGUCUGAUCGAAGCGCUAGUAGCUGCGCAUUCAUUUGUAAUUUUCUCCACCUGGCCUUGUUCUGUCCAGACGAUUGCGGUAAUAUUACGCUUCUUAAUCUUAUCCUAUUCAGUGAAUCGGACCACGCGUCCUCUCAUUUAGACGCCCCCCACCUUUCUUGUUCACGAAAAAGGAACACCCAUUUACGACUAGACCCCACUUGAGAUUUGAGAACACCCAGGAAUCAGUGCUCUCGGUCAUUCGUUCGAUUUUCUGAAGGCUGGCAGCAACGUCAGAAUAUCAAGAAUAGUUCUUUCUUCCAAAAGAAAACAGGAAAAGAACUUCUAAAUGGCUCAAGAUAUGGCUCCUAGCAUCGACUCACCUAGGCGGCGUUCUGGCCUUUUGCGAGAUCAAGUCCAAUUAGUGAAGAAGAAGGACUCAAAUCGAUAUGAGAUCAUUCCAAUUCAAGAUCCCUUGUCAUUUGAGAAAGGUUUCUUCAUUGUAAUUCGUGCAUGCCAGUUGUUGUCUCAAAAGAAUGAUGGGAUAAUUCUAGUAGGAGUGGCAGGCCCCUCUGGAGCUGGGAAGACCGUGUUUACUGAGAAGGUGCUUAACUUUAUACCCAGCAUUGCUGUUAUCACGAUGGACAACUACAAUGAUUCCAGUCGUAUCAUCGAUGGCAACUUUGAUGAUCCACGUCUAACGGAUUAUGAUACAUUGCUGGAAAAUAUUCAUGGUCUAAGAGAAGGAAAAUCUGUUCAGGUUCCUAUUUAUGAUUUCAAGACUAGCAGUCGCGUGGGUUACAGGACUGUUGAUGUCCCCAUGUCAAGAAUUGUCAUUAUUGAGGGCAUCUAUGCUUUAAGUGAGAAAUUACGUCCAUUACUAGAUCUUCGUGUAUCAGUCACUGGUGGUGUUCAUUUUGACUUGGUCAAACGGGUGUUACGAGAUAUUCAGCGAGCUGGUCAAGAGCCAGAAGAAAUAAUACAUCAAGUUUCUGAGACGGUUUAUCCAAUGUAUAAAGCUUUUAUUGAGCCAGAUCUUCAGACUGCUCAUAUAAGAAUUAUCAACAAAUUCAAUCCCUUUACUGGUUUCCAGAAUCCUACAUACAUUCUUAAGUCAACAAAAGCAGUACCUGCGGAUCAAAUUAAGGCUGUUAUUUCUGAAAAUCUUGAGGAGUCUACUGAGGAAACUUAUGAUAUUUAUCUUCUACCUCCUGGUGAAGAUCCUGAAGCAUGUCAAUCAUAUCUAAGGAUGAGGAACAGGGAUGGGAAAUACAAUCUCAUGUUUGAGGAGUGGGUUACAGAUAUUCCAUUUAUAAUAUCACCUAGAAUAACUUUCGAAGUUAGUGUGCGCCUUCUUGGAGGGCUCAUGGCACUGGGCUACACAAUUGCAACCAUUCUAAAAAGGAGCAGCCACAUAUUCUCAAACGACCGGGUGUGUGUAAAGAUUGAUUGGUUGGAGCAACUUAACCGUAAAUAUAUUCAGGUUCACAUUAUCAUACUUACUGAAUAUUGGAUGAAGGUGCAAGGGAAAGAUCGGCUUCAUGUUAAAUAUGUUGCUGAGCAGUUGGGUUUGGAUGGUUCCUAUAUCCCUCGAACUUAUAUAGAACAGAUACAGCUAGAGAAGCUUGUUAAUGAUGUUAUGGCCUUGCCAGAUGAUUUAAAAACCAAGCUCAGCAUAGAUGAUGAUUCACUUUCAAGCCCAAAGGAAGCCCUUUCCCGAGCUUCCGCUGAUAGGAGGAAUAAGUACCUUAACUGUGGCUUAUCACAGUCAUUUUCAAUUCGGAGAGACAAGACCUUGUCAAAGCUGACAAAGCUUGCAGUUAAUAGUAGAAGGUUUGAUGCCAGGGCUCCAGAUUCCCCUGCAGCAGUCUCUAACCAGGGAGCCAUUACUCAACUCUCAGAGCAGAUUUCUACCCUCAGUGAGAGGAUGGAUGAGUUCACAUCUCGUAUUGAAGAGUUGAACUCGAAGAUCUGUGCUAAAAAAGUAUCUUCUAGUCAACAGAAUUUGGCUUUGCAACCUGAUGCGUCCAACAAUGGCUCUGGAGCGACUUCAAUCUUCAUAUCUGGAUUGAGUAACGGCGCCUUAACUGGAUCGCUACUCCCUCAUUCUUCGUCGUCCUCCCAACUGGCUAAGGAAUCUCCCCUGCUGGAGGAGAUACAAAACAUAGCGCGGGGGCAGCGUCAAAUUAUCCUCCAAGUCGAUAAUCUGAGCAAUCUUCUCCGGGAGUACUCGAGCGAGAGGAGUCGUCGGGGCAAAGUUGACGACGACUGGACGUGGAGGAUGGCUGAUUUUGAAGCCAUCGGUGCCCCACUUUUACUAACACUUGCAAUUGGUAGUUUAGGAUUUCUUUUGUUCAAGAACCUGACUUCCCAUAAAUGAUUUCUUUUCUUUACAGUUUCUUUGA